This is a messenger RNA of Neodiprion virginianus, 772 nucleotides long. RefSeq names its product autotransporter adhesin BpaC-like. The transcript has 3 exons. Lineage: Eukaryota; Metazoa; Arthropoda; Insecta; Hymenoptera; Diprionidae. The record is from RefSeq and is a predicted model, not a curated record. Bases 47 to 673 code for a protein of 208 amino acids.
CUCGACCGACGUUCAGUGCAAAGCAUUUUGUUACGAGUGCUACACCAUGUUUACCACCAAGCAAAUUGUCUAUGUUCUCCUAGCAGCGUUGGUAUAUUUCCAAUUCUGCGACACGAUCUCUGCUGGAAAGGAUGAUACGGCCAAAAAUUCUACGACACCGAGCGCCGGAAACGCCACGACUGGUGCAAACACUACGACACCGAGUUCCGGAAACAGCACAACCGGUACGAAUGGUACGAUAACGACUCCUGCAAACAGCACAACCGGUACGAAUGGUACGACAACGAGUCCUGGAAACAGCACAACCGGUACGAAUGGUACGACACCGAGUAGUGGAAACAGCACAACCGGUACGAAUGGUACGAUAACGACUCCUGCAAACAGCACAACCGGUACGAAUGGUACGACACCGAGUAGUGGAAACAGCACGACCGGUACGAAUGGUACGAUAACGACUCCUACAAACAGCACAACCGGUUCCAAGGUUACGACGCCGAGCUCCACAGACAAGAAAACCGGCGGUGAUACUAAAGCAGGCAGUUCCAGUUCCAGUUCCAGUUCCAGUUCCAGUUCCAAAUCCAAUGGUCUAUUGAGUAUCGGAGGACGCAUGGUGGCUGAAAUGGCAGGAGAAUUAAACUCGGCACUAGACACUGCACUCCGUAUGAUGAUCUAGAAGUAGAAAAUGAAGCUAGCCAACGACUUUUAAGGACGAUUCUCAUACGAGACAAUGCUAUUUACAUUAUUGAUAAACAAAUAAAAUAUUACCUCCCGA